This is a messenger RNA of Diprion similis, 6816 nucleotides long. RefSeq names its product fatty acid synthase-like. The transcript has 14 exons. NCBI's taxonomy places the organism in Eukaryota, Metazoa, Arthropoda, Insecta, Hymenoptera, Diprionidae. Gene Ontology annotation, molecular function: fatty acid synthase activity; phosphopantetheine binding; oxidoreductase activity. Gene Ontology annotation, biological process: fatty acid biosynthetic process. The record is from RefSeq and is a predicted model, not a curated record. Bases 1 to 6732 code for a protein of 2243 amino acids.
AUGGCCAAUCGAAUCUCCCAUUGGCUUGGCUGUACAGGUCCCAGCUACACCGUGGACACUGCGUGCAGUUCAAGUUUGUUUGCCAUGGAUCAUGCGUACAAAGCGAUUAGAACUGGAGAAUGUGAAGACGCCAUUGUUGUGGGAUGUCAUUUAUGCCUUCAUCCACAUACGUCUCAGCAGUUUUUUCUUCUUGGCGUACUUUCCGCUGAUGGAAGCUGCAAAUCAUUCGACGCUGAGGGGAACGGUUACUGUCGCAGUGAGGCACUAUGUGCCAUCUAUCUUCAGAAAUCAAAGGAUGCUAAACGCAUUUAUGCGCAUGUUGUUCAUUCGAAAACAAAUUGCGAUGGCUACAAAGAAGAAGGGAUCACCUUUCCAUCAAGUACAAUGCAACUCGUUCUGCUUGAACAAUUCUACGAAGAGUGCAAAGUUUUACCAUCCGAUUUGGCUUUCUUAGAAGCGCAUGGUACUGGAACCAAAGUAGGUGAUCCUGCCGAAGUAAACGCUAUUGAGAAAGUAUUCUGCCCUGGACGAACAACUCCACUUCAAAUCGGUUCAGUUAAGUCGAAUUUAGGUCACACUGAACCAGUAAGUGGCCUUUGCUCCGUCGCCAAGGUGAUACUCGCGAUGGAGAGUGGAAUCAUCCCGCCAAAUAUAAAUUAUAAUCGUCCCCGUGAAGAAAUCGAAGCACUGAUGACAGGUCGCAUUCAAGUUAUUACCGAACCGACGCAAUGGAAGGGCGGUUACGUUGGUAUAAACUCUUUUGGCUUCGGCGGUGGAAACGCACAUAUUUUAUUGAAGUCAAAUCCAAAAGAGAAAAUCAAUGAUGGUGCACCUACUGAUGACAUACCGAGACUCGUUGUUGUAUCUGGACGGACGGAAGAAGCUGUUGCAACUUUAUUGAAUUACCUUGAAAGCAGACCCGUGGAUGUCGAUUUCGUCAGCCUCUUCCACGACAUACAUGCUGAAGAGAUUUCUGGUCAUAAAUAUCGUGGAUAUACCAUAUUGCCAGCCCGAGGCGUAGCGCAAAACAACGUACGAGAUAUACGAUAUUACUCUGGUCAGAAGCGACCGAUAUGGUUCGUGUUCUCUGGAAUGGGAUAUCAGUGGACUGGAAUCGGUGAAAGUUUGUUAAAAUUUCCGGUGUUCGCCGAGGCCAUUCGGAAAUGCGAAGCCGCUCUUAAGCCGCACGGUAUAGAUGUCGUUCAAGUAUUGACUGAUAAAAAUCCGGAGACGUUCGACGAUAUUAUCAAAUUUCGUGUUGGCACAGCAGCAAUCCAGAUUGGUUUAGUGGAUUUACUGUCAUCGAUAGGAAUUAUACCGGAUUACGUCACUGACUAUCUAGCGGGAGAGUUAGGCUGUGCCUACGCUGAUGGCUGCUUGACCGCAGAACAGACGGUCUUAGUAGCAUACUAUCAAGGUCUGGUAUUGGCAGAAUCUGGUACAGUUCAUGGAAAUAUGGCAGUUGUGGAGCUGGAUACCGUCAAACUAAGGAAUUUGUGUCCACACGACAUACGUAUAGAUUGCUCCAAUGGUCCUCACAGCUCAGUGGUCAGCGGGCCUGCAGAUUCUAUGACCAAAUUUGUUGCGAAGUUACAGGCUAAUAAUAUUCUUGUUCGAGCUGAAGCUCGUGGUAGCAUCGUCUGCAAAAGUGGUGAGAUACAGACAGCGGCUCAGCAACUAUUGGCUCAUUUGCAUAAGGUUAUUCCUGAUCCAAAACCUUGCAGCCGAAAAUGGCUUAACUCGGUAUCUUAUAAAAACUGGAAAAAUACCUCAGCUCGUUUAUGUUCAGCUGAGUACUGGUCGAGAAAUCUGAUCGUUCCAGUCUCGUUUGAAAAAGUAUGUCAUCUUUUGCCUAACGAUGCAGUAACUGUUGAACUGGCACCACAUAAUUUGCUUCGAUUUGCUUUGUGGGGAUUGUCAAAAGACGAAGUGACCAAUAUCGGCUUGACGAAAUAUUUGAAUGACGACAACGUCAACGUUUUACUUGACGCCAUUGGAAAAAUGUACGAAAUUGGAUUAUCUCCCAAAUUCAGUAAUUUAUACCCUCAUGUUCGAUAUCCAGUCAGUCGGGGAACUCCUAUGAUUUCUCCACUGAUCCGUUGGGAACAUUCAGAAAACUGGUAUGUCGCUCGCAUGCAAAAGCAAGAUAAACUAGAUAAAGGAGAAAUUAAUAUAAACGUCAACCUCCUCGAUGACGAGUUUGAAUGGAUGUCAGGGCACAUCAUUGAUGGAAGAAACUUGGUUCCUGCAACCGGUUACUUGGCAUUAAUCUGGAAAACUCUGGAAAUGAUGCGAGGGGAUCGAAGCUUGGAAGUUUCGGUGGUGUUUGAAAAUGUGAAAUUUCACCGAGCCACUACAAUCCCUAAAACAGGCGUUACAUUGCAACUGAUGAUUCACAAAGGGUCGGGCAGGUUUGAAGUUGCAGAAGGUGGUAUCAGCAUCGUUACGGGCGUCAUUCGUGCCACUACGAACCCAGCUCAGGAACGUGUCAAGACUGAUUCAUUACGCGUGGAAGAGGAAGAACUUUACUUAACGAGCAGAGAUAUUUACAAAGAGCUACGGCUUAGGGGCUACCAGUACACAGGCUUGUGCCGGGGUCUCACAGAAGCGUCCUUUAAAGGUACCAGAGGCCGCAUAGCUUGGCAAAAAAAUUGGGCAGCCUUUAUGGAUAACAUGCUGCAACUACAGAUCCUUGGAAUCGACACUCGAGGACUAUUUGUUCCUACAGCUAUACGGAAGCUGGUGAUCGAUACAAAGCUGCACAUACGUCACCUUAAUUCGAUGCCUAACGACAAAAAAGAGUUUGCUGUGGAAGUUUACAAAGAUUUGGACAUCAUCGUAUCUGGUGGAAUAGAAAUUCGAGGUCUCAGAGCCAGUGCGAUAGCCCGCAAAAAACCGACUGCAGAUCCCGUUCUGGAGAAAUAUGAAUUUGUAGCGCAUCGCGAUCAAGCCCAAGCUGAAUUGGAUGUGAUAACUCGCAUUGCUGUACAGAUAGCUCUGGAAAACCAUGGUGGUAUCAGAAUGAAAACAGUCGAACUGAUAGACGAUGGAGAUGAUGCAUGUCCUGAAAAUUUGAUAUCUCCUUUGAUUCGUGAAGUGUUGAGCAAUUUACCGUUACUCGAAGCGGAUUUGAAUAUCUUUGCACCCCUGGACAAGUUUUCGGAAAAUGCUCUAUCCUCCGAUAUCAAAAUAUCCCAGCCAAAAAACUUGGCCGCUGAAUUCGAUGCUGUACUUAUCAUCACCCGUGGUCUCUUCUCUUGCAAGAAUAGAGAAAUGUUGAAACGGGUAGAAACAGCUAUGAAAGGCGGAAGUUUUAUGCUGGCUAGAGAACCGCUAAAUAAUGAUCCUGAAAUUGUACGGAAUGCAAUGGAUAAAGAAUUUCAUAUCGUCCUGGAAAAAUGUACACUCAGCGAGUUUAUAAUACUGCUGCGUAAGAAGGAACAGCUGCCUGGACUGACUACUGUCAUAAACAUUGACAAUUAUGAAUUCACCUGGCUUAACAAUCUACAGAUUGCGUUAAAGGCGGAAAACGAAAAGGCUGGUCGUACCACUAAUCGGAUACUUCUUGUUCACGAGGGAGAUUUGCAAAGUGGACUCAUGGGAUUGGUAAAUUGUUUGCGUAGAGAACCUGGUGGUAAAGUGAUCCAAGGUUUGUUAAUCCAAGAUUCAAAAGCUCCAAAAUUCUCUUUGGAAGACUCAUUAUACGCUGAACAGUUGAAAUUGGGUUUGUCGUUGAAUGUUCUACGUCCUGGGAAAGUGUGGGGGUCUUAUCGGUUUCUACCACUGAAACCGUUGGCUUCCAAACCAGUCUACCAUACCAUUCUGAGCCAGAGUACACGUGGUGAUUUAAGCUCUGUCCAGUGGGUUGAAGGUACGAUUCAGCCCACAAACCAGAACAAGGACAUCAUCCAAGUAUAUUAUUCGUCGAUAAACUUCCGAGACAUUAUGAUACUCACUGCAAAACUAGCACAUGAGGUGAUAAGUAAACAAAGAACGUUACAAAGUUGCGUGUUUGGGUUCGAAUUCUCCGGAAGAGAUGUUAAUGGUUGUGCCAUUAUGGGGAUGAUUGACGCCGGAAGUUUUACAAAUCUAUGUUUAGAUGAGAAACAUCUUACUUGGCCAAUACCGGAGCGUUGGACUCUAGAAGAUGCAGCCACGAUUCCAGUUGCUUAUGGAACAGCAUACUUGGCGCUUAUGUGGACCGGUAAGAUGAAAAAAGGAGACAAGCUUUUGAUCCACGCUGGAAGCGGCGGCGUUGGGCAGGCAGCUAUAACCUUAGCGCUUCACGAAGGCUGCGAAGUUUUCACGACAGUUGGCACGCCACAGAAACGAGAAUUCAUUAAAGAACAAUUCCCAGAAAUCGAUGACGACCAUAUUGGAAAUUCUCGAGAUACCAGUUUCGAGCAACUGGUUCUUCGUAAAACGCAUGGACGAGGGGUAGACAUCGUACUAAAUUCUUUGGCAGAGGAAAAGUUACAAGCGUCAGUUCGUUGUUUAGCAACUGGUGGACGAUUUCUGGAGAUCGGGAAAUUCGAUCUCGCGGCUAAUAAUCCUCUGAGCAUGGAAACUUUUCUUAAGGGCAUCAGUUUCCAUGGAAUCAUGUUGGAUAAUAUACUUACUGGCUUUCCGGAAGUGAAAAAUACAGUACGGGAAAUGCUGACUGAAGGCAUACGGAGUGGUGCCGUCAAACCACUUGUUCGGACUGUAUUUGCAAUGGACCAGGUUGAAGAGGCUUUGAGAUACAUGGCGGGCGGGAAACAUAUUGGAAAGGUCAUUAUCAAAAUUCGUAACGAAGAUAGAGGAUGUCAGCCUCUCCUGCGUUCCGCAUUACCCCGUUAUUACUGUUCAGAGGAUGGCAGUUAUCUCAUUCUUGGUGGCCUAGGUGGUUUUGGUCUUGAGCUAGCCGAUUGGCUCGUACUUCGCGGAGCGAAAAAAUUGAUUCUCACGUCCCGUAAAGGAGUCAAUUCUGGAUAUCAACGUGCGAGAAUCAAUACUUGGCAAAGUUACGGGGUGAAAGUCAUUAUCUCAGUGGGGAAAGAUGCCUCGACGCAGGAAGGAUGCGAGGCUAUUCUGAAAGAAGCAGCGUCACUUGGACCAGUUCUCGCUAUUUUUAAUUUAGCUGUCGUACUCAAAGACGCCCUUUACGAAAAUCAGACAGUGGAAUCAUUCGAAGAAUCUUUUAGAGUCAAGGCUUGGGCUACAAAGCGGAUGGAUCAAUUAUCAAGAAUAUUGUGCCCGCAACUCAGGCAUUUCGUGGUGUUUUCGUCGGUAUCUUGUGGAAGAGGUAACCCGGGACAAACGAACUACGGGAUGGCUAACUCUAUCAUGGAAAGAAUAUGCGAAAACCGAGUAGCAGAGAAGUUGCCCGGCUUGGCUAUACAAUGGGGAGCCGUCGGUGAUGUCGGACUCGUUGCUGAAAUGCAGGAAGAUAACAAGGAAGUUAUUAUCGGCGGUACCCUGCAACAACGAAUAUUGUCUUGUCUGCAAGAACUCGAUGGUUUUCUAAAUCAAGCAUCUCCAGUCGUGUCGAGCAUGGUAGUUGCUGAGAAAAAGUCCGGAGGCGCCAAAGGAAAUAUUGUCGAAACAGUCGUGGAUUUAAUGGGACUCAAAGACCUUAAAAUGAUAAGUCUGCAAACGCCGUUGUCAGAACUUGGGAUGGAUUCAAUGAUGGCAGUUGAAAUCAAACAGACGUUAGAACGUGAAUUUGAAGUAUUUCUAACAGCAACGGACAUUCGUAGUCUCAAUUUUGCAAAGUUACAGGAAAUGUCAGUGAAACAGGCCGAAGGAAACGAAAAUGAGAAAGAGCUGGAACCUAAUAUCGCUGAAAACUUGGCGGGUGUAAAACUGCUUUUAAGAGUUCUGGGAACAAAUGAUCAACACGACGAUAACGUUUGUGUCCCUCUAUCGACAUGCGCAAAAAAUGAAAGACGAGAAGUAUUCAUAGUACCAGGAAUCGAAGGAACACACUCUAUAUUCCAGUCUUUGACCGGUAAAUUGAAAUCACAAACAACAUGUUUGCAGCUUGGUAUAGCUUCUGCGAAUGCCAAGUCAAUUGAGGACUUGGCUGACUAUCUGAUCCCACAUGUCGAAGCCAGAUAUGAAGGAUGUCGUGACUUUGUGAUCGCUGGGUAUUCCUUUGGAUCUUUGGUCGCCAUUGAGCUUGCGAGACGCUUGGAGUCCAAAGGUUUCAGCGGUCGACUAGUUUUGAUCGAUGGUUCACCUGAUCACAUGAAAGCUCUCUGCAUUGAACACCUCAUCGUCGAUGACGACGCUCAGUUGCAAACUCUGUUGUUACUGGAGUUUAUGGAUGCGGUUGAUCCAUCGAAGAAAGCAGAGUUGGACAGAGAGUUGAAAAAGUGUUACACUUGGGACGAAAAGUUGACAGCGUUCACCAAUAACGUACCUGCCAAUAGAAAUUUGAAUUUCACUGUCGAAGACCAAAAAGCCAUGUGUUCAUCGUAUUACAAUCGCAUCAAAGCUGUCCUGAAUUAUAAAUUUCCAGCACUAUCACGCCUGAACAUACCAAUAACCUUAAUAAAACCAACAAUUCAAUCCGUACGUGAAAUAUCAGGAGACUACGGUCUGGGGCUGAUCACUUGCCAGAAAGUCGAAAUCCGUCACGCCGUAGGCAACCAUGUUUCGAUGUUGGACGAUGACAUUUGUGCAGCAGCCAUCGAUGGAAAAUUUCUCGAAGAUAUCGAAAUAUGCGAGCCAAACGAAAGAUUACCCUAGAAUCGUGAACUCUGCACACGCUCAUAUCGCGUGCCAAAUGCCAAAAGGGCGUAUUACAGCAGUUAGAUAGGGUUUUAUGACUGG